CUCGACCUUUGGCUUCUCGGCGCGAUGCCAGCCAGCAGACCAGCCCUGAUCAUGCACCGUAAGUGAGCCACUUACUUUUGUUUGAGUUCUCGCUGAUACGGAACGAGCAACAGCGCUUCGAAGAGAGCCCGUCCUAACACCCCGGCUAACGCGAGCGGCCGCGCGAAUAUGAGCGGUCAGCGUGUUGCUAAUACCGGGGUUGGUGCGAAUGGCCAGGCGGGCGGCGGGAGACAGCAGGCUGGUGUUGGUCAGACUGGUGUUAAUCAGGGUGUUGCUCAGGCUGGUGUUCAUCAGGCUGGUGUUAAACAGGAGAAUGUCAACCAGCCGACUGCCAACCCAGCGAGUGCCGCCCAGGCGAAUGCUAACCACGCGAAUGUCAGCUGGGCGAAUGUUAACCAGGCACAUGCCAGCCACGCCGAUGCUAAUCACGCGAAUGCUAACCACGCGGGUGCCGCCCAGCCAGGUAUCAACCAGGCCGGUGGAGCUGGAGCCAACCCGGCGAAUUUCAUCCACCCCGAUCUCUACCAUAUAUUCCAGGCGUCCGCCGAGAAAUACAGCCGUUGCAACAUUGCGAUCUUCCGCGUUGGCCCGAGCCCCGUCAAGUUCCACGUGGACAUCGACCACCUCCUCGUGCGCAGCCCCAACUUCCAUCGAUUCUGCAUGGUCGAGUGCGCCGAGCGCAGCGAGCAGCACAAGCCCCGCCUCAUCCACCUCCCCGACGUCUGCCCGACCACCUUCAGCCACUUCCUCAAAUGGAUGGGCAACAGCGAUCCGUUCGGCGGCCGCCCCCUGCCCGACCUCGCGCCCUUCCUCAGCCUCUGGCGCUUCUCGGAGCGGUUCCAGUGCUUCCUGCUGCAGUCCGACCUGCUGGCGUACCUGCACCGCUGGCUGGGCAAGCACCGCGGCCUCUUCGGGGUCUCCGUCAUCCGGCUCGUCUACACCAUGUUCGAACGCGACUCGCACAUGCGCAAGAUGGUCGUCGAGGUCAACGCGUGGCGCUCGGGGCUGGCGGACUUCCAGAGCUCCAAGGCCGACGUCCCGCGCGAGUACGUCGAGGAUCUGGCCGAGGCGCUGUUGUCCGUCCGCAGAACUGACCCGCUCACUGGAUUGCCCGGGGACUUCGUUGCGCGCUACAUGCCGACGGAGGAGGAGAAAGUGGAUUCGGAUUCGGAGUAGUGGCUGACGUUACGGGUCCUGUGGGUUUCUCCGCUCUUGUGGCUGUUGCUGAUGAGGUUGGUGGUGAGUUCGGUUUGCUUGCUUCAGGAUGGUAGUUUUCGGUGGUAAGAUUGGGUGCGCAGCUUAUGAGUUGAACCUCACUUCUUCAGAUUGUUUCCCACAUUGCUACUUUGUGCGAUUCCGUGAGAUUGCCUUGUUCUUCGGGAUAUGGAUGAAAACUGGACUCCAAUAACCUUAAAAAGUUGUGUUGACUCGGGGGAUUGACUUUUCUGUACUUAGCCUGUGAUAAUGCGGAGCCAAAUUGAAUUGAUAUCAGCCUUUGUACUGCAUAGUCGAACGUAGAGCAGAUACAUCUCAUGGUAACAAGUGCUAUCACCAUCGAGGCAAAGAUAGG
Messenger RNA from Aspergillus japonicus CBS 114.51, 1570 nucleotides. RefSeq lists its product as uncharacterized. NCBI's taxonomy places the organism in Eukaryota, Fungi, Ascomycota, Eurotiomycetes, Eurotiales, Aspergillaceae. The coding region runs from base 169 to 1176 and encodes 335 amino acids. The record is from RefSeq and is a predicted model, not a curated record. The transcript has a single exon.